AUGGCUGCAGGCAGGCAGGCGAUGCUGGCCCUCCUGCUGCUGCUGGCCACAGCCGUCCUCCCCAGUGGGUCCGUUGUCCUCAACAGCUGCAACAGCGUGGCUGAGCAGCUCUGCAACUUUGUCUGUGACUGCAGUGACUGCUCGGAUGAGAACCAGUGUGGAACACCAGUCGCCUGGGUGCAGGUGAGUCUGUCAGGUGGGUGCAGGAUCCCCGGCUGUGUGCCCGGGAUCCACAGGUCCCCGGGUAGGUGCAGCCCCCCAGGGUGGGUGCAGUUCCCUGGGGUGGGCACAGGUCCCCAGGGUGGCCUCAAACCUGCCUUGACCCCCUCCAUCUGCCUACCCUCAGGGUACUUACGGGGCUCAGCAGUGCUGGGCACCCCCUUCACCUGUGACUUUGAGGACAGUGACUGUGGCUGGCAGGACGUGGGCACCUCGACAUAUGGAUGGGUGCGAGGCCGGGCCAGCCUGGCCAUGUGGGGUGUGGGGCCUCAUUCAGACCACACCAUGGGCACUGACCUGGGUUGGUUCUUGAUGACCAUGUCCCCCCCAGCAAAGACCACGGCCACAGCCUGGCUCAGGUCACCAGAGAUGCAGGAAGCAGCUGCCACAUGUGAGAUCAGAGCCUGGUAUCACCUCUCAGGGAGCUGUGAGCACACCCAAGGGCAGAACCAGACAGAGCAGCCGGUGCUGCGCCUGGCUGUGGCACACAAGGACGAGGUGGUGGGGCUGUGGCAGAGCCCCAGGCACUGCAGUGAGGGCUGGCACCAGCUGCUUGCCUACCCCGGCCGGAUCACGGAGCGGUUCCAGCUCAUCUUCUCCCUGACACAACCACCCACCUGCGGGGCAGAGGUGGCACUCGAUGACAUCAUGUUCAGGAACUGUGGCUUACCAGGGGUCGGGCAGCAGCUGUGCGGGGCUCAGGAGAGCCGCUGCCCCCGCGGCUCCUGCCUGCCACAGCGCCGCUUCUGCGACGGCACCGACGACUGCGGGGACGGCUCGGACGAGGGCGCGGCGCAGUGCAAGAACUUCACCCGCUGCUCCUUUGACCGCGAUCUCUGUGGCUGGGAGGCAGCAGCCGGGUCACCAGCGUGGGGCAGGAACACGAGCCUGAACCUGGGCACCUCCUAUGGCAUUCCCACUCGGGACCACAGCAACAACAGCAGGGCUGGUUUUUUCCUCCAUGUGGGCAGCGGCCUCACUGCACGGGGUGGUGGCACAGCUCAGCUCAGCAGCCCCACUUUCCAAGCCACCAGCUCCUGUUCUCUCGUGCUGUACUGCCACCUCCAUGGCUCAGCCACCAGCAACCUCAGCAUCUUCUACGUGACCAACUCUACCAAGCAUCUGAUGAGGGAAAGGACAGGAGACCUGGGCAGCUGCUGGGUCCGGGAGAGAGUGGACUUUAACAUGACAGAUCCCUUCAAGGUGCUGAUUGAGGGGGUGGCCGGCCGUGGGGGGACCGUGGCCAUCGAUGACCUGAUCCUGUCUCAGGGCUGUGUGAAGGAGCAGGAGAAGCCUGUGGUCAUGCUGCCACGCCAGGCAGAUGGCAGCCCCUGCGCAGCAGAUGAGGUGGCCUGUGACAAUGGGGACUGCAUUGCUGCAGAGCUGGCCUGCGACUUCGCUGCCACGUGCGCUGAUGGCUCCGACGAGAAGCACUGUGGGACAACAACUUUCGAGUCAGGGACUGGAGGCUGGCAUGACGUCAGCGUGGGGCGGCUGCGCUGGGGUCUGCAGAAGGUCCCUGAAUCUGACAUCUUCCUCACAGGGACUUUCCUGGCCCUCCAGACAGGAGAAGGACAGAUGGUGGGUCCUGCGAAGGCACGAUCGCCUCCGCUGGGCCCCUCUGGCCCUGCCUGCACCGUGGAGAUGAGCUACCACAUCCACAGUGACCCCCAAGGCUUCCUCGCCAUCAGUGUCACAGAUCACACCACUGGCACCACCCAGCUGGCCUGGCAGGCACAAGGUCGUGGCAGCACAACUGGGGGUCAUGUCCGUGUUCCACUGGGAGAGAGAAGCCGGCCCUUCCAGGUGGAGCUGCUGGCACUGGUGGAUCUCCAGAGCUCAGCGAGUGUCAGUGUUGACAACGUGACAUUCGAGCAAUGCUACCUCGAUGUGGUGUCACCCACAGCUGCAGAGCUGUCCUGCAACUUUGAGAGGGGCAUGUGUGGCUGGUACCAGGAUCUGUCCAGUGACUUCAAAUGGGUCCACAGCAUGGGGCAGGGACAGGGCUCUGACCACACCACUGGCUCAGGCUACUUCUUGUCCGUGGACCCCUCUGUGCCAUGGAGCCAUGGGCAGCGGGCCCAGCUCCUCACCUCCCGCCAGGAGCCAGCCACUGUCCCACGCUGUCUCUCCUUCUGGUACCGCCUGGCUGGCCCACAAAUUGGUACCCUGAACCUUAAGCUGUGGCCAGAGGGAGGGGAGGAGGUGGUGCUGUGGACCCGCCGAGGAACCCAGGGCAGCAUCUGGCACCGGGCAUGGGCAACACUGCCUGCCACGGGCCAGCAGCGGUACCAGGUGGCUUUCGAGGUGCUGCAUGAUGGUUUCCUGGGGGACGUGGGGCUGGAUGACAUCGCACAGACAGCGGGACCCUGUGGGGCCGAGCUCUCCUGCUCCUUCGAGGCCGAGGGCUGUGGGCUGGCAGCCAGUGGAGAGGGCACCUGGCAGCGACAGAGCAACAGCACUGGCACCACCGCUGGCCCUGUGGCUGACCACACCACCGGCACUGCCACAGGCCAUUACAUGGUGGUGAACAUGGGCAGAGUCUUCCUGCCCGCAGGGCAUGUGGCUACCCUCACCUCCCAGCCCUACCAGCCCUCCAUGUCUGCCCAGUGCCUGGCCUUCUGGUACCAGCUGAGCACUGGGAACCCAGGCUCCCUCGGGGUGUAUGUGGAGCAGAGCAGGGCGAGGAGGAAGGUUCUGAGCAUUAGCACCAUGGAAGGGGACAACUGGCACCGCGGCCACAUCACUGUCCAGCCCGAUGGCGACUGGCAGGUGGUGUUUGAGGCAGUGGGAGCUGGGGGUGACCACGGAUACAUUGCACUGGAUGACCUGCAUGUGUCGGAUGGAGCCUGCCCUGAACUAGCAUCCUGUGACUUCGAGCAGGACACUUGUGGCUGGAGCAGCCCCUCCAACCCCCGCUUGCACAGCUUUGCCUGGGGCUGGAAGAAUGGGAUCCCCCUGGCCAAGUACCCUGGCCCUGAGCAGGAUCACACCCUGGGCACAAGGAAUGGUCACUACAUGCACUUCGACACCAGCGUGCUGGGUGCUGGGGGCACCAGUGCCCUGCUGGAGAGCCCACCUCUGCCCGUGGCCACCGAUUCCUGCCUGCGCUUCUGGUACCACAUGGACAUCCCAGAGCACCUUUGCAGCGGGGAGCUGCGGGUGACGCUGCGGGGCGCCGCGGGGCAGCGCACGGUGUGGAGCGUGGCAGGGCACCGCAGCCGGGGCUGGCAGGGCGCCGCGGUGCCGGUGCAGAGCCCCAGUGAGUUCCAGAUCAGCUUUGAGAUCACCACAUGGAGGUGGCCGAUGGAGGGGACAGUGGCACUGGAUGACAUCGUGUACAGCGCCAGGGUGGGCUGCCAUUCCAGCCCAGAGAGUCCAGUGGAAGAGAAACCCCCCGGCAGUUUUGUGACAGAGAUGGUGCUCAGUCUGCUCCUAGCCCUCGUCAUCGUGGCACUUGUGGCUCUUGGGGGCUGGUACUGGCUGAAACAGCGAGAGCUGGCGAGCAAGACACCGACAGAGAGCACCAGGCCCCAGGGCUUCGACAACAUCACCUUCCGAGAUGACAAGGUUAUUAUAUCUCCAAGAGAGGAGGAUGAGUCUUGAAAUUAGCAGCCAGCAGCAGGCAUUGCCUGCUCCCCCGGGCAGACCACCCCUCGACAGGAACCCACGCUCCAUCAGCUGCCUGCUCUCUGCCCCCGGCACCGGGGAGCGGGCCCCACCCAGGGACACACCCCUGGCAUCACUACCUCCAAGUGCUCGGGAAAAGCGUUUUUGUUGUUUGUAACAUGAACUUUCUGCUCCCAAGACACAGCAAUGUGCCCGUGCUUUGGCAGGGGGCAGGAGUGGGAGUUCUCACAGUGGCUGUCCUCAUCCAAACAGGGGUCUGGCCUGGGGAAGUGGGGGUGAAGUGUGGGGUGCUGGCCCCCAGAGCUGGGAAGAGCAGUGCGUGCUGCAGAGGGUGUGAGCCACUUCCCAUGCCCAGGACAAAGAACAAGAGCUCCAAGGGCACAGAGACCCCACAGGGAAGAAGCUCAAUGGCUCUGCUGGUUUUGGGGAGGGUGAGUGGUGGGAGGGAGAGCAGGGAGCAGAAGGGGGCACCACACAGCACCCCUAAGGGCAACAGGCAGCUCCCAACUCUGGUGCCCACCUGCUGCCCACACACUUUGUGAAUGCACUUUAUAAACAUCACUGGAAAACCCAAAAAUGUUCCUGAGGUGCAGGCUGGGCUCAGAGCCUGGACCCCAACCCUGCACCCACUACAUCUGAGCCCAGGACCCCUCCCUCACCCCCAGCUUUCACACCUGAAUGCUGUGAACUCCAAACCCAGCCCCACACACAGACCAGUUCAGCCCCUGCAUGAGGAGCCCACCAGUAUCCUGCUACCCCCAGCCCCCACAUCCAGCUGGAGGGACAUCCUACUUUCCCAGACUGUGACCAGAGCUUGUCUCCCUCACCCAGCUGUGUCCCCCUCCGGUGAUGCCUCAGUCAGGCCAAGCACCAUCCCCACAGCCCUGUCCUGCUUGCAGAAAUGAGGGCCCAAUAGAGCUGAGAGCUGGGGAAGGGCAAGGAAGGCUCAGGCUUCACCUGAUGUCUCUGCACCCACCUGGCUCUCCAGCUCCCCACAGCCUCCCCUCACCUCCACAGCACUGGUCCCAUGCCCCGGCUGCUGGCCAAGCUGAACCAUCCCCGACACAGGGAGAGGUGACACAGCCAGGAAGGCUGUGACAGUGCUGGCCCUCAGCCCAGGCACCCCAGCUGUCCCUUUAAUUACAAUCCCAGAAGGAAGAGGUGGUGCAGUUCCAGUCACACCCAGCCACAACAUUUACUACCAGCUGGUCACAUGCAGCAGCUCCUCUGGGCAACUGAAGGGUAUCAAACUUUAUUACAGAUCUCCUUAAAACAGGCUGGAAAGAACAAACCAACUCAUUGAGAUACAGUGACUGAGUCAUCAUUUCUGAUCAAGCCCCAACUCUCCCAGAUUAUUUAUAUAUAAUAUAUCUCACCCAUCCCCCAAAUUGUUUCAUUAAAUCAUCACAUUUCACACCACCCUAAGUGCCUUAACAUCAGAUGUUGCUAACACCACAACGCAC
Molecule: messenger RNA, 5312 nt
Organism: Parus major (Great Tit)
Lineage: Eukaryota; Metazoa; Chordata; Aves; Passeriformes; Paridae
Gene: MAMDC4
Product: MAM domain containing 4
Exons: 29
Coding region: 1-3825 (1274 amino acids)
Cellular component (GO): membrane
Molecular function (GO): protein binding
Source: RefSeq, a predicted model, not a curated record